UAGAUCUGGAGUACGAGGCCAAUCCCGUAUGUAACUUUCAGUGCGUCGUGCAAUACAGCAGGUUUCGUAAUGCCUAAACGGUUAAAAGGAACUAACUCAAAAUCAGAAGAGGCAAGAGCGCGUCGUGAUGCAGCUAAAGCGGAAGCACAAUGUAAGAAAGAGAAAGAGAAAGAAGACGCGUACUGGAGACAGUUUGAAGAACAAGACGCUGACUACCACAAAAAGCAAAAGAGGAAAGCCGAACGUGCACAGAAGCGUCAAGAAACUGUUGAAAGGAAACGCGAGUCUGCAUCUCUGCUGGCCGAAGAAGAAGCACAAUUGAAAGGCAAACCACAAGCAGUAAAGGUGACGAGGGCCGACAUUGCAAGAGCCCAACUAGAAGCUCCAAAAGAACAACCAAGCGCCACUGCACACAACGAUCCUCUCGAAGAGAACCCAAAUCAAGCUGUAGCCGAAUUCCUUGCUGCUGAGGGAGGCAUCGAGGCUCGCUCAGUUGAAGACGCCAUUGCUGUGUUGAGAGUGAAAGAGCCAGACAUUGAGAGGCAUCCAGAGCGAAGACUGAAAGCCAGUUAUGCUGCAUUUGAAGAAAGGCGGAUGGCAGAGCUUAAGGAUGAGAAUCCGACGUUACGGAUGUCACAACUCAAGCAGCUGCUGAGGAAGGAGUGGAUGAAGUCGUCAGAGAAUCCGAUGAACCAAGUGCAUCAGUCGUAUAACAUGAAAGUGGAGUGAGAGAAGGGUGUAGAUGUAUUAAGAGUUAGUGUAUAGAAGGGAAUGUAUUGGUGUACUAGAUGUGGGUGUGGCUUUAAUGUAAUUGUGAGAAAUUGAUUAAGUUGUCAGUGCGUUUGUAUGGAAAACAAUGUAUCAGUGGUGUGUAUACACAUGGAA
Corticium candelabrum is the source of this 885-nucleotide messenger RNA. Its product is annotated as coiled-coil domain-containing protein 124-like. The coding region runs from base 70 to 729 and encodes 219 amino acids. Gene Ontology annotation, cellular component: nucleus. The transcript has 2 exons. Gene Ontology annotation, molecular function: transcription coactivator activity. The record is from RefSeq and is a predicted model, not a curated record. Gene Ontology annotation, biological process: transcription by RNA polymerase II. NCBI's taxonomy places the organism in Eukaryota, Metazoa, Porifera, Homoscleromorpha, Homosclerophorida, Plakinidae.